Molecule: messenger RNA, 1029 nt
Organism: Camellia sinensis
Lineage: Eukaryota; Viridiplantae; Streptophyta; Magnoliopsida; Ericales; Theaceae
Product: agamous-like MADS-box protein TM6
Biological process (GO): positive regulation of transcription by RNA polymerase II
Cellular component (GO): nucleus
Molecular function (GO): protein dimerization activity; DNA-binding transcription factor activity; RNA polymerase II transcription regulatory region sequence-specific DNA binding
Source: RefSeq, a predicted model, not a curated record
CCUCUCUUCUCCUUCCUCAUUGAAAACAAAACCUUGUUUUCAUUACUCUGAUCUACGGCGGCGGCGGUGGCGGUUUUGGAGUUGCAGAGAGAGAGAGAGAGAGGAAGAGAGAGAUGGGUCGUGGAAAGAUUGAGAUAAAGAGGAUAGAGAACCCAACAAAUAGGCAAGUCACUUACUCCAAGAGAAGGAACGGUAUAUUCAAGAAAGCUCAAGAACUCGCUGUUCUCUGUGAUGCCAAAGUCUCACUCAUCAUGUUUUCUAACACUGGAAAGUUUCAUGAGUACAUUAGUCCCUCUAUCACGACAAAAAAGAUUUAUGAUGAGUACCAGAAGGCUCUUGGGAUCGAUCUAUGGAGCACGCACUACGAGAGGAUGCAAGAACAUUUGAAAAAACUGAAGGAGAUCAACAAUAAACUAAGGAGAGAGAUCGGGCACAGAAUCGGAGAGGAAUUGAAUGAUCUGAGCAUUGAGGAACUGGGCGGUCUUGAGCAAAAAAUGGAUGCUUCUUUGACGAUUGUACGCGAACGAAAGUACCAUGUGUUGAAAACUCAGACAGAGACUUACAGGAAGAAGGUAAGGAACCUGGAAGAAAGGCAUGGAAACCUCCUAUUGGACUAUGAGGCCAAAUGUGAAGAUCCACAGUAUGGGUUAGUGGACAACGACGGAGACUAUGACUCCGCAGCUGCUUUGUCAAAUGGGGUCUCAAACCUAUAUGCAUUCCGGCUGCAACCAAGCCACCCUAACCUUCACCAUGGUGGUGGUGGAGGAGUACCAGGAGGAUUUGGGUCUCACGAUCUGCGUCUUGCUUGAGUGUAGCUGCUGGUCAUGGUGAAUUUAAUUGAAAUUGAAGUGAAGUAAUAGACUCCCUCUAUUGUGUGUAUACAUCUCUACUAGUUUUAUUCUUAUAAGUGUUACAACCUAAACACCAGAACAGCUUUUGGUGAUUUGUGUGAGGAUGUGUCUCUUGUGAUGGUAUGUAACAUAACAUGUUGCUUAUAUAUAUCUUCAUAGAAAAGUGAUUUUGAUGUUA